Messenger RNA from Ahaetulla prasina, 345 nucleotides. It is a transcript of the gene PSCA, whose product is annotated as prostate stem cell antigen. Lineage: Eukaryota; Metazoa; Chordata; Lepidosauria; Squamata; Colubridae. The transcript is spliced from 3 exons. The record is from RefSeq and is a predicted model, not a curated record. Bases 1 to 345 code for a protein of 114 amino acids.
AUGUUGCUCGGGCACACGGCUUGUGGCUCGCUCUGGUGUUACACCUGCCGCCUCCAAUUCAAAACCGACAACUGCAAAAAAGCGGUAUUCUGCAAAGACAAGACAAAAUCAUGCAAAACAGAUGUGAUCAAUCUGCUGGGGUUUAUCAACGUCAUCUCGAAGGAAUGCGCUUCAUCGUGCACCGUGUACAACAAGGACAUCGCCAUCGCCAAAAGGAACAUCUCCUGCUGUUCCACCGAUCUCUGCAACAUUGAUGACACCUCCGCCUCCCCAACCACCUGUGCCCAGAUGGCGAUGGUGGCUUUCACCAGCUUAGCCUGCAUGAUUCUGAGCAGGGUACUGUGA